AUGCAAGCAACUGUUGAAAACGUAUUUACAGUGAAAAGUAUUCAUUCAGUUAAAGACACAAUGGAUCUUAUUGAGAAAGAUAUAGAAGAACAAAAUGGAAUUGUCUUUGUUCGCAUUGAUCAAAAAAAAGCAGCCGAAGAAGCUGGUGUCAUUGGCCAGUUGGAUGAUACAGAAUUCAUUUUAUUUGGAAAUCCUAAAGUUGGUACUCAGUUAAUGGUCGCCAAUGGGUCGGUGUCGAUCGAACUUCCAUUGAGAGCUUCCUGUUGGAGACAAAAUGAAACUGUAUAUUUGAGUUUUAGAAAUCCACUGGCGUUGGAAAUACAGUACAAUCUAAGUUCAAAGAAAGAUGUACUUCAAAAGAUGACUGACAACAUCAUACAAAUGAUGAAAAAAUAUGAGGUAAUUUCAAACGGUGGUAGUAUGCUGGUAUUACACAUUCAUAUAGGUAUAUUUGGCAUAUUAUUGCUGCAUGCUUUAAUUCGUUGCAAUUAA
Molecule: messenger RNA, 492 nt
Organism: Rotaria socialis
Lineage: Eukaryota; Metazoa; Rotifera; Eurotatoria; Philodinida; Philodinidae
Source: the annotation of a GenBank genome assembly